AUAAUCUCAUUCUUCGACUUGCUCACAAACUCUAAUUUUCCAAAUUCACUACUAGCUUUCUUUGGUUUUUAAUUUUCAAUUAAUUAAUUAAGUUAAUUAAGAGAAUGCAUUAUCAGGCUGCUGAGUACUCGUGGGGUUACUAUAUGCCUGCGGUGAGGAGCAUGGCGUCCGACCCAUUAGAGCGGGUGUUGAGGGUGGCGUCGGAGAGCGCGGUGGUGAUAUUCAGCGUCAGUAGCUGCUGCAUGUGCCACGCGGUGAAGAGGCUCUUCUGUGGGAUGGGCGUGAAUCCAACGGUGUUCGAGCUGGACCAGGAUCCCAGAGGCAAAGAGAUUGAGAGGGCGUUGAUGAGGCUGCUUGGGAACUCUCCCGGCACUGUGCCGGUGGUUUUCAUCGGGGGGAAGCUAAUUGGUGCCAUGGACCGAGUCAUGGCGUCCCACAUUAACGGGACCCUUGUCCCGCUUCUCAAGGAGGCUGGAGCCCUGUGGCUCUGAUCAGCGUCGCCGUCGCACAACAAAUUAGCGUGUUAAUUUUAUACGCGAAGGAAUGAAGGGAGGGGAAGGAGCACUGCGUUUCAUUUUAGUGUGUUUGAUUUUAAUUUUCCUGGCCUUCUCUAAUCUUUGAUAUAAAAGCUGAGCUACUUUUGAGGUUUCUAACUUGUGUACGUAAUGAAUGUUAAAUGGAGCAAUGUAUUUGAAUCUC
Molecule: messenger RNA, 699 nt
Organism: Corylus avellana
Lineage: Eukaryota; Viridiplantae; Streptophyta; Magnoliopsida; Fagales; Betulaceae
Product: glutaredoxin-C1
Source: RefSeq, a predicted model, not a curated record